CAUAAACAAGUAGUUCAGCCAAAUGGUACGUUCAGUGUACUAAAAUACGACUGUUAUUAGAGUCACAGUCAUGGCUGAUGAAGAAAAUAACCAGGAACAACAAGCUCAAAAGUUAAGCUCUUCUGAUGAUCAAAUUAUUGUCAGAACGGAAUUCAUAGAUUUGGCUUUGCCUGAAGAAGAGAAGACCUUGCCCCAAACUGAAGAACUAUCUAACUGCCCUGGCUGCCAGUCAGUGGGAGUUUUGACUUUGCCUUGCAGCCACAAGCUAUGUUUAAGUUGCAUUGAACUGAGCCGGCAGGAAAUGGGUCAGGAUGGUUGCACAAUCUGCCAUGGAUCCCAGCUGAUGGAUUCUGUCCUUCAAAGUCUGUUUGGUGCCCUGUUCCAAGGAGAGCCCAGGAGAGCUGGGGUCACACCACAAGCAGAAGCGAUGACUUUCAGGGGGGUAGCAGAGGAGACUAAACCUUAUGGUUUUGAGAAAGAGAAGCUGUGUGUGCAGCAUGGAGAAUUGUUCAGUGAGUUUUGCCUGGAAGACGAAGAGCUGCUGUGCCAAAAAUGUCACAUGGACAAUCAUGGACAGCACCAGUGUUGCUCCAUUCAAGAGGCUGUUCUUGUCUGCAAGAAGCUGCUACGAUCAACCAUCAGAGAUGUCCAGGAGCAGCUGGAGAAUAUAUCUGCCAUCAAACAAAGAUGGGAGGACACAGUGACUCACAUCAUGAGCCAGUCAGUAACAGGAACCCAGGUCUUGAGGCAAGAGUUUGAGAAGAUGCACCAGUACCUGCAUGAUGAGGAGGCCACUCUGAUGUCACAGCUGAAUCAAGACGAAGAAGUGAAGGUUCAGAGGGUGGAAGACAAGAUAAACAAGAUCAGUAAUGACAUACGAAUGCUGACCACCAGUAUGAGAGACAUGGAAAACGUUAUGGAGUCAGAGGACAUAAUUUUUCUAGAGAACUAUAGGAGUGCCUUAAAAAGGACUCCUUACAGAGCAGAAGAGUCUCAAGAUGAAUUUGGAACUCUGCUAGAUGUGCCAAAGUACCAAAGCUGCAUCCAAUAUUAUGUUUGGGAGAAGAUGCCGAUAAUUAUCCAGUACUUUCCGGUGACCUUGGACCCCAACACAGGCUCAACAUGUUUAGGUGUGUCUCCUGACCUAUCCAGUGUGUUUGUGUGUGACGAAAAGCCUCUUCCAGACAACCCUGAGAGAUUUGUGAACCCAAAGGGCAUCUUGGGCUCAGCUGGAUUCAGCUCUGGGAGCCACCACUGGGAGGUAGAGGUCGGAGAUAACAGUCAAUGGUCUCUUGGCGUGGCCAACGAGACUGUCAAAAGAAAGGACUCAUUGAGAUUGGAUGAAAACCCUGAAGAAUCUGGUGAUGGCCUGUGGACUGUGUCUCUCUUCUCUGGGGAGUAUUAUGCUUCUCCUGGCCAAAGCGCACCUCUCACACUGAGGAGAAGGCCAUACAGAGUCAGAAUUCAACUGGACUGGGAGAGAGGGUGUCUGACUUUCUCUGAUGUCAAUGGCAACACUCUUAUCUAUAGGUUUAAAAAGCAAUGGACUGGCACACUAAGACCCUACUUUUCCACCACCUGUUCCAAACACCCAUUGAAAAUCACUGAAGCGAGUGUGACUAUUGCUACUGAAUAGCAUUAUAUACACAUUUAGCUCAGAACCAAAAGAAAACAGUUUUGGAGAGUUUGCAUGUUUGAAGGUUUAUAACAAUGGUAAAACAUUGCAGACUGGACUCAUAAGCACAAGAACAGAGGUGUUGUAUGAAUAAACAUGUUUUAAUGCAGGACUCAUUUGCCGGAAGACAGUCCAAAGUUCAACCCCAAUUCCAAUGAAGUUGGGACUUUGUGUUAAGCAUAAAUAAAAACAGAAUACAAUGAUUUGCAAAUCAUGUUCAACCUAUAUUUAAUUGAAUACACUACAAAGACAAGAUAUUUAAUGUUCAAACUGAUAAACUUUAUUGUUUUUAGCAAAUAAUCAUUUACUUAGAAUUUUAUGGCUGCAACACAUUCCAAAAAAGCUGGGACAGGUGGUAAAAAAGACUGAAAAAGUGGAGGAAUGCUCAUCAAACACCUGUUUGGAACAUCUCAAUGGUGAACAGGCUAAUUGGGAACAGGUGGGUGCCAUGAUUGGGUAUAAAAGGAGCUUCCCUGAAUUGCGCAGUCAUUCACAAGCAAAGAUGGGGUGAGGUUCACUUCUUUCCGAACAAGUGUGUGAGAAAAUAGUCGAAUAGUUUAAGGACAAUGUUCCUCAACAUACAAUUGCAAGGAAUUUAGGGAUUUCAUCAUCCACGAUCCAUAAUAUCAUCAAAAGGUUCAGAGAAUCUAGAGAAAUCACUGCAUUUAACCGGCAAGGCCGAUCCCUCAGGCAGCACUGCAUCAAAAACCAAAAUCAAUGUGUAAAGGAUAUCACCACAUGGGCUCAGCAACACUUCAGAAAACCAAUGUCAGUAAAUACAGUUUGGCGAUACAUCCUUAAGUGCAACUUGAAACUCUACUAUUCAAAGCAAAAGCCAUUUAUCAACAACACCCAGAAACGCCGCCGGCUUCUCUGGGCCAAAGCUCAUCUAAGAUGGACUGAUGCAAAAUGGGAAAGUGUUCUGUGGUCCGAGGAGUCCACAUUUCAAAUUGUUUUCGGAAAUUGUGGAUGUCGUGUCCUCUGGGCCAGAGGAAAAGAACCAUCUGGACUGUUAUGGACGCAAAGUUCAAAAGCCAGCAUCUGUGAGGGUAUGGGGCUGUGUUAGUGCCAAUGGCAUGGGUCACUUACAGAUCUUUGAAGGCACCAUUAAUACUGAAAGGUACAUACAGGUUUUGGAGAGACAUAUGCUGCCAUCCAAGCAAUGUCUUUUUCAUGGACGCCCCUGCUUAUUUCAGCAAGACAAUGCCAAACCACGUUCUGCACGUGUUACAACACCGUGGCUUUGUAGUAAAAGAGUGCAGGUACGAGACUGGCCUCCCUGCAGUCCAGACCUGUCUCCCAUUGAAAAUGUGUGGCGCAUUAUGAAGCCUAAAAUACGACAACAGAGACCCCGGACUUGAACAGCUGAAGCUGUACAUCAAGGAAGAAUGGGAAAUAAUUCCACCUACAAAGCUUCAACAAUUAGUGUCCUCAGUUCCCAAAAGUUUAUUGAAUGUUGUUAAAAGAAAAGGUGAUGUAACACAGUGGUAAACAUGACCCUGUCCCAGCUUUUUUGAAACGUGUUGCAGCCAUAAAAUUCUAAGUUAAUGAUUAUUUGCUAAAAACAAUAACAUUUAUCAGUUUAAACAUUAAAUAUCUUGUCUUUGUAGUGUAUUCAAUUAAAUAUAGGUUGAACAUUUGCAAAUCAUUCUAUUCUGUUUUUAUAUAUGUUUAACACAACAUCCCAACAGUGGCACGGUAGCCAACUGGUUAGAGCGUCUUCCUCACAGUACUGAGGGGUUCAAAUCCCGGCCCCGCCUGUGUGAAGUUUGCAUGUUCUCCCCCUGCCUUUUUUCCGGGCACUCUGGUUUCCUCCCACAUCCCAAAAACAUGCAUGGCAGGUUAAUUGAAGACUCUAAAUUGUGGUGUGAAUGUGAAUGGUUGUUUGUUUAUAUGUGCCCUGCGAUUGGCUAACAACCAGUUCAGGGUGUACCCCGCCUCCUUCCCGAUGGUAGCUGGGAUAGGCUCCAGCACUCCCGCGACCCUUGUGAGGAUAAGAGGCUCAGAAAAUGGAUGGAUGGAUGGACAAAGUCCAAACUUCAUUGGAAUUGGGGUUGUAGUAAACAAAUCCAAGCAGUAGACUAAAGGCGGUGUCAACAAGUACAGGCAAAAGGUAAAAAACAAUGGCAAUUACAACGGCGUAUGAAAGGCUGGAAUGAAUGAGAAAAAAGCGAUAGAACUAACUGGCAUAGAAAGGAAGUAAAGGAAAUGUGCCACCAAUGAGACACAUUAGGGAGUAGUGUAAAUAAUUACAAAGACUUUGAUUACCAGUGUUUCAAUAAAAUAAAUAAAUAAAAAGCGUUAUGUGUUUAUAAUGGUGAGAGGGUAUGGCAAGAGGAUUUGCACUGCACUUCCAUCUGUUGUAAAUGUGCAAUUCCUCAAUUCAAACUCAUCCAGUAUGAAAAAUCUCAACCUUUUAGAUUUUAAUUAAUCAAUCAGUCAUCAAUAAUAAACACAAAAGGACAUCAAUGCAAAGAAAUAAUAAUAAUAAUCAUCAUAAUUUUACUCAAGGGAAAAAAUUAGGGGCGGCACGUUGGACAGCUGGUUAGCAGAGCUGCCUCACAGUUCUGAGGACCCAGGUUUAAAUCCGGCCUCACCUGUGUGGAGUUUGCCUGCGUGGGUUUUCUCCGGGUGUUUAUAGGAAUGUUUUACCAUUUUUUCAGAAGCACAUUUGUGAGGUCACACACUGAUGUUGGACGAGAAGGCCUGGCUCACAGUCUCCGCUCUAAUUCAUCGCAAAAGUGUUGGUGUCACGACUCUGUAUAGUCCAAUCAAGUUCAUCCACACCAAAUGCUCUCAUCCAUGUCUUUACAAACCUUGUUAUGUGCACAGUCAUGUGAGAAAUGGAAAAACUGUUCCCACAUGAAAUUGUCCAAAAUAUUGGUUCCUCAUGUCCAGUGAAAGGAACUCUGAAGGAUUCAGCAUACCAAGAGCUUUUGGACAAUUCUUUGCUCCCGACUUUGUGGGAACAUUUUGAAGAAGAUUUUAAUUAAUCAAUCAGUCAUCAAUAAUAAACACAAAAGGACAUCAAUGGAAAGAAAUAAUAAUAAUUGUUGGAUUUAUCUUACCCAACAUUAUAAAAAAUAGACACAAAAGGAAUGAAGACGCUGGUUUCUUUUUCUCAUGAGGAGGGCGUAUGGGAGAUUGUUCAGAUCACAGCCUCUCAACACGCUCUAAACAAUCCCCCCCCUCGCUCCUGCAUUUAUUUGAAAUAGGAGGGAUUUACAAAUCAUAAUGUUCUAAGCAAUAAGACACAACACAAAAUAUUUGAUAAUAAGAGGGUUUUUCCCAGACAUAGUAUUCUAAACAAUAAGACACGACACAUAAUAUUUGAUAAUAAGAGGGUUUUUCCCAGACAUAGUAUUCUAAGCAAUGAGACACAACACAAAAUAUUGGACCAACACUUGUCCCGACCCGACCACAUCCGAUCACGUCCUUGGUCCAGGCACCCUUCCAUCGGAUGAUGCUGAGUCAUCUUUUCGAAGGCGAGACAUCUAAAAUCGUCCAUAAUACUAAUGCAAGCUAAGCAAAUAAAUGAUAACUUCUAGAAUAUAUUUAACAUUUCCCUCCUGUUUAUCAUGUAUUUGCACAAAUUCUCAUAUCAUCUUACAGUCACUUCAUUUCGAUUUUUAAUUGUAGAAUCAUUUUUAUGAAACAAAUACAUUUACACUCAGAGUAAACUUGUCAUACAUGAAUGUUGUAGUUUAAACAUCGUAAUCACCUGGAUCAGGAAACAAAUCAGGUAAAACAACAUCAUCAUCAUCAUCGUCAUUAUUAUCAACCUCCAAUAAAGGAUAAAUCUGCUCCAUACGGUUCCAUGUGGGUUAUGGCUGUGGUGAUUAAUUUACUGAUUAAUGCCAGAAUGCAUGGGAUACAACAACAUCCACACAAUGUCAGAAUGGCUGCAAAAACAGCAAUUGAUAUCAAUAUUGGUGAAAUUAGGGUUUUAUAUUUACCAAAAACGUCCAUUCAGCUGUUUCACAAGGAGUGUUGAUUGAGGGUCCGUAGACCAUCGAUGGCUCUGGUCAAGCUGCCAUCUGAAGCAGUAUUGUUUGUUCUCCAAACAUACCGCAAACACCUCCCUCUCUUGCGAGGAGCAUGUCGACAGCUAUGCGGUCUUUGGAACGUCCUUGAGCUGCUCGUGCACAGCUUCCAACCCACUCUGAGUCCAAUUUCCUAAUCUCUGUACAUUGAAGUGGAUAUAGUUUAUCCCAUCAACAUUUUUAUUAAUCGUACACCAACAACAUAUGAAGUAUUCAAAUCCUCCUGCAACUUGGUCAGCUAAUUUGUAUUGAUUAGGAACCCCACGAGGAACACCAUGUAUGUUUUAUGUUGGAUAAUUUUGCCUCUGCCAGGAUAAAUCUCUUUUUUGUCAAGUAUGUCCAAAACACACAAGGAAUUUGUCUCCGGUAGUUGGAGCCGCUCUAGUACAACAGACAGUCAAUUUACAGAACACUUUGGAGACAUAAAGACAUUGACAAAAAAUAAUUGUGCAAAAAGAUGCAGUCCUCUAGCAGCAGUUUGAAUGACUAAUAUCGCAAUAGUCCGGUGCAAAGAUCAUUGUGCAAAGGGCGCUGAGACUUCAAGGAGUGUAUGCGGUUUAAAGUGACGAGUAGUGCGAUAAUCUGGGACAAUGGUUGUGCAAAUGUUGCAGAUGCUCCUCAAUCAGUGUGCAAAUGGAAUAAUACAAUCUUGUGAUAAUUGUGCUGGAACUAUGCGCAACAAAGGCCUGGGACCCAUGCAAACAACACAAUCUUUUCUCGCUACAUUUGCUGCUUGUUCCAUCAAUAGUAACCAAUUGUUAUUUUGUCCUGAAACUCCUGUGACAACAAGGAACCAAUCAUCAGUAGUUAUGUUGUUAACCAUUAAAAUUUGUCUACCUUUCUUUGAAGUUUUCAAUGGCAUUUUUGGUUUAACACGGUUCCUAUAACACAAUACUACUUGGAAGUGGGGAUCUUUUCCACCAGAAUAGGCCCACAAGCUCACUAUCAAACACAUUGGGUGACUUGUAUUUCAAUAUUAAACUAUGGGCCGUUUUGCUUAUGUUAAACUUCUUUCUUUGUUCUUUUGCUGUUCUUUUUGACCAACUGGACCAAUCAUAACCUGUUUCACCAAUAAGGUGUUUCCAUUCAAAACCUAUAGUUGCAUACCAGUCAUAUCUAAAUCCCCAAUUCUGCCCAUUCUCUUGAGCAUCAUUGGUGAGAGCCGCAUAUGGAAUUAUGAUUAAAGCAGCUUGAUUUUGGGGGCACAAAAUAUUAAACCGUUUUGCCGCAUUUGGAGGCCAUGCCCACAAUUUUGAUCAUCAGCUGUACUCCUUUUGAUACGAGUUAAUGAUUCAAAAAUUUUUUUUUUAUUAUUAUUAUUGGGUUUGUCAUAUUGGUCCAGUUGGUAGGUGAUUUUCUAUCUAAAAAAUGGGUUUUAUCAUUGAGGGUGGGACGUCCCAUGUACCACAAAAACAAAACCAACAUCAUAGUAGCCAAAGUUGCUACGUAACAACUUAUCGAAUCUCAUAACCAACGUGGGUGUGCCUUUCUGCUGAGUUCUCACUAAAAGGGUUGGUGUCUUUUUUCUUCACUGACCAGCAAGCGUUUUCAGAAUCUACACAUCUGCUCCCGCUUCGUUAUCAGACUUUUGCUCACCUUCCCUGUUUGAGUACUCAGCUGAAAUGACUCUUACAGUGUGUUAAAUGAACCCACGUGUUUCUUUCUGCUAUUUUUUAGGGCUGUAAAGUGUCAAUCUAUCUGUGCCACCAUCCCUCCGGUUGAGACGUGACACAGCAUGUCUCAAUAUAGCAGCCCAUUUGAAUAGUUUUUUUUUUUUUUUUUUUUCCUGUGCUAAUGUAAAUUUCAUUUUGUAGUUUUGCACUUUGUUUUUCCCAAUAAUUGCGUUCUUGUUGUGGAAUACUCAUAUUGGCUAUCAGUAUAGAUUGUACCAUCUUUAUUUAUCAUUAGUUUGCAUGCCUCGAUUAAUGCUACUAAUUCAGCAGCUUGUUCAGCCAAUUCCUGUCAAUCAUGCUGCGUGCCUUCAUCAUUAAGGGUAUUAGUGUGGCUGGAUUUAAGGUUGUGCAUCGCUCAACAGUCAAAUGUGGUUCUGAUAGCAAGAUGGCAAUGCAAGAUAAAUGUCUUGCAGGUGAUUUGCAAUAGGAGAGCAGACACUGUAUGUGGGACCUUUAGGGUGAACUGCUCUCUAGUUGAAAAAUAAGCUAUUGGUCUUAGCUUAUCACCGUAUUGUUGUGUAAGUACGGAGGUCAUGCAAUAGCUUUUACAAUCUACCAUUUGAAUGAAUGUUUUAUCAUUAAAUUUGGAAGGCCUAGCGCAGCACUGGAGACCAAAUGUUGUUUAAUGUCACAGAAGGCCUUUUCUGCCUCUGUACUCCAUUAAACAGGUGAUGUCAUUUUAAGGUUGUUUUCAUAUAUUAAUUUUGACAAUGGUGCAACAAUUUCUGCAUAGUUUGGAAUCCAUGCUGUACAAUAAUUUGUCAGACCUAAAAAUGAUUAUUAUGUUUCUUCGUCUGUGGUUUAGGAUUUUUUAAGACUAUAGCUCUCCUGUCUUCUAAUAUAGUCUUUCCUCCUAUACUUAAAUUAUGGCCUAGAUAUUUAACUUGUCUUUUACAUCAUUGCAAUUUAUUUUUGUUAACUUUAUGUCCCUCUUCUGUUAGAUGAUGCAGUAAGGUCAAUGAAUCUUUGCAUGUGUCUUCAUCUGUAGAUGCCAGAAGACAUGCGUGUUGUCAUAACUUGUGAAUAAUUAGUUAGACUUUCACAGUAACCUUGCGGUAAUCUAGUAAAUGUAUAUAUAUAUAUUUUUUUUUUUUCAAAUGUGAAUGCAAACCAAAAUUGACUGUUAUUUUCUAUUGGUACUGAAAAGAAUGCAUUAAUGCAUUAAUGCAUUAAUGUCCACUACUGUAAACACAGUAGUGUCUGGUCUUAAUGAAUUUAACAAUGUGCGUGGGUUUGGUACGCAUGCUCUGUAUUACUGCAGCUCAUCACAUUCUUUUUUAUCUUCUAUUUUUGUGAUAAGCUCCAAGGCUGCAGACAACAGCCUUUCCCACGUUUAACGGUGGCUUGUCUUUUAUUUUUUAUAUAAUUUGAUUCCUGCAACGCGGCUAUUUUUUGUGUAUUUAACCAACCAUUAAAGCCGUGUUCGGUUA
This is a messenger RNA of Phyllopteryx taeniolatus (common seadragon), 8821 nucleotides long. RefSeq names its product E3 ubiquitin-protein ligase TRIM35-like. NCBI's taxonomy places the organism in Eukaryota, Metazoa, Chordata, Actinopteri, Syngnathiformes, Syngnathidae. The transcript is spliced from 6 exons. Bases 71 to 1636 code for a protein of 521 amino acids. Gene Ontology annotation, molecular function: zinc ion binding; protein binding. The record is from RefSeq and is a predicted model, not a curated record.